This is a messenger RNA of Cladocopium goreaui, 1539 nucleotides long. NCBI's taxonomy places the organism in Eukaryota, Dinophyceae, Suessiales, Symbiodiniaceae. The record is from the annotation of a GenBank genome assembly.
AUGGCCGACGAAGCGCAAGCGACUCGGCGAGCCUUCACCAUUCAGGGGCCGCAGGUUGCCUUAGCUAUGCUGCGAGGUUCCAAACGCAUAACAUGGCCGGAUGCGCCAGAGGAAGCUUCUUUGUCCAAAAGUUGCGUGGUUGGGAUGGUGAGAGAUGCAAGGGAAGCUGAAGGAAGCAACCGCCUCUGGGAUUCCUUGUGGCCAACUGCAGAAGAUGAGGGACCCGCUGCCAAGCGCCAGAAGCUCACACAGCCGCCUUGGAAAAGCAAGAAGCGGAAGCGCCGUUCUGACGCUGGGAACACCGGCAGUCCGGCUCAAGUUUCCUUCACAGCAUCCAAGCGUCGCCGGCUGCUUCUUCGCAGCCCUUUGCAAAAGCCGAAGUUGGCUAAAGCACCAGCAUCAGAAGCCUUGCAGGACGUUGGAGCUGCUGACAACACUGAUGGCAAAGUCACACAGUUGCAGCCCAGAGGAGGUCUCUUUGCUUUCCGGGACGAUCAGCCAGUGUUCAUUCUGAGUGUACGGACAAGCAGAAAAAUUCCUUUGGCUGAUGUGGUUCCAUUGAAGCAGGCAACUUUUCAAGGACGAACCGUCCUCAAAGCCAAAUACACAGAGACCCGCACAUGCAGAUGGAGUGAGCUCAAAGAUGUCGGCUUACAUUUCCAGAUUGCCAACUGUGCGAAUGAUCGCCGUGGAGCGAGCUUGCCGUUCCAGAAGCAACCGGGGGAAACACAAGGAGAUCAAGGCAGAGCUUUGCGCGAGAAUGCAGCUUUGGCAGCUCGCUGGCAGGCUGGCAAUGCAGAGCUAGGUUUGGCCACUUCAUGCACAGUUGAUCACUCGGUGCGAUCCGUUGUGCCAGUGCGUUUGCGGGCGCACCUGGCCGAACGAGAGGGUGUGACCUUAGCUGCAGCCUUUGGCUUCACAGAGAAUGUAUGCUUUGAAUGCGCUGACACCUGGUUGCAGCUGGAUGCUCUGGAAUUUGACCCUCCAAGGCGGUCUGGAGAUGGCAGCGGCCGGGCAGAUGUGCAGCGGAUUCGCUUGCUCUACAAGCGUGAUUUACACGGAGAUGAUGGGCUCGUUAUAGUUUCCUGUGACGAGGAGGAUGUCAUCUCCCCGCAGCAUGCUCCACCAAACGUAUGUAGACGCUGGCGUUCAGGUGCAUUAGGGCCCAUUGCGGGUGUUGAAGUUGACCUUGCAUUGCCGCGGGCGCUGGAUGAGCAAAAUGUUCGUCUCUUGCUUGUCUAUACUGGCACCUGUACAGUCAAGUUGAUCAAGAACGUCCGCCUGAAAAUUUGCCGCCAGACAUUCCGCUAUGGGCUUGGGAGUUGUUUUCAAAACCAAGAUUUCAUUGGACUGAGGCUCGGGUUCAAGCGUUGCAAGAAUCUUGUUUGCAGACGCUGCAGGCCGCAGACCGCAAAUUAUCCGUACCUGAUUAGCGCCGCCCUGGCUUCGUCCACUGCGACCUGUGGGUCUCAAUGGCACGGACGAUAUUGUGCUCUCAAUCGCAAGAAACUUCCAGAAAGCAGUCCUUUUGUACACUAG